AUGGAAAAGUCACAACCAAACCUGUCCAAACAAAGCGGAAAACCACGAAAGCGAGCCAGGGAGUUCAUUGAAGAUUCCCAGUCACGAAGAAAGACAUUCAUGAAGAGAGUUCCUACUCUGAAGCAGAAAGCCGAGGAACUCGCUGAGUUGUGUGGCAUCCCAGUCUGCGUGGUCUGUUUUGGGCCUGAUGGGAUGGUCAAUGUGUGGCCAGAAGACCGGACAAAGGCUGAAGCAGUUAUCAUGAAGUACAAGGAACGUAGCAGAGAUUGUAUGCAGAAUCUAAAUCUCUCAGGGAUGUUGGAAACCAUGGACAAGAAAGAGGAGAAGCGGCCAUGGCACUUUAUGGAUAAGCUUUCACUGGAGGAACUUCAAGAUUUGAUGAGAAACUUGGACUCCAAGAUACUGACUGUGGAGGAAAGAAUCCAAUUCCUAAUAGGAAAAGCAGUUCAGAUUUUUGAAUUAGGAGCCGAAGAAGUUGGCCCAUUAAGCAUUGAGUUGCCUGAUGAUCACUUCAAUGAUUUGUAUGGGAUCAACAAUUCUUAUAUGGAACAUGAAAAAAGAUCUGACUUUCCUGGCUUCAAUGAUGUCAACCAACCAUCGCUGGCUCCUAUUCCAGUCAACGAUUGCUCCUACUUGGAAACGUUGAUGGCUUCUGAUGAUCAAACAGAUUUUACGAUCCCCAGCACAGAUACUAGUCGGCCACUGGGUUAUUACUCUGAAGGUGAAUGUAGCAGCAAUUCUAGCACUACUUCUUGGCCUUCAGGAGGAAUUCUGGAGACCAAUUUGGGUAAUAACUUCCUUUCCCAUCAAGCCGGGGUCUGGCAACCAACGCCCCUUCAUGAAGUUUUGCCAAUUACAGCAGUGUGGCCAAGGCAGCCAUUGCAGUCCCAGAUGAUCAAUCGCUAUGGCGAUAAGUACUGA
This is a messenger RNA of Alnus glutinosa, 921 nucleotides long. RefSeq names its product agamous-like MADS-box protein AGL81. The transcript has a single exon. The record is from RefSeq and is a predicted model, not a curated record. Gene Ontology annotation, biological process: positive regulation of transcription by RNA polymerase II. The coding region runs from base 1 to 921 and encodes 306 amino acids. Gene Ontology annotation, molecular function: RNA polymerase II cis-regulatory region sequence-specific DNA binding; DNA-binding transcription factor activity, RNA polymerase II-specific; protein dimerization activity. NCBI's taxonomy places the organism in Eukaryota, Viridiplantae, Streptophyta, Magnoliopsida, Fagales, Betulaceae.